Molecule: messenger RNA, 249 nt
Organism: Ilex paraguariensis (yerba mate)
Lineage: Eukaryota; Viridiplantae; Streptophyta; Magnoliopsida; Aquifoliales; Aquifoliaceae
Source: the annotation of a GenBank genome assembly
AUGGCGGCUCAAUUUUUGUUAAAAAUUCAGAAGACCGUGAAUGAGCGGGCGUUUAGUGAGGCCACUUUGGUCACAAGGAUCUUUGAAGGGUUUAUUCUUGACGACAUGUAUUUUGCUGAUAUGCGUUUUGGGAUGAAGUUUUUGAGGAGGACAUCAGCCUCUAGCUUCUGGAGCCAAUUAUACUGGCCUUUUAACACAGGCGUCCACAUCAUUGCUAAAGCCUUCUUAUCUGAAAACAUUCCCGAGUGA